Molecule: messenger RNA, 486 nt
Organism: Eimeria tenella
Lineage: Eukaryota; Apicomplexa; Conoidasida; Eucoccidiorida; Eimeriidae
Exons: 4
Coding region: 1-486 (161 amino acids)
Molecular function (GO): protein binding
Source: RefSeq, a predicted model, not a curated record
AUGCAUGCAGCGCCGCUGCUCGCCCCCAGGUCCAGCGCGAUGUGCUGCACUCACGGAGACACUUUGGUGGUUUUGGGAGGCACAAAAGGAGAGAGACUUCGCACCGCUGAGGUGUACGAACCCCGCAUGGACAAGUGGCAGCCCCUCGCGUGUCCCAUGAUCGAGGUGCGGAGCGCGGGCUGCGCAGUCUCCAGCGCAAACCACCUCUACGCAAUGGGGGGGAUUAAUGCAGACCACCAAAUCCACAACUCCCUCGAAGUCCUAAACCCUGAAGGAGGCCAGUGGGCCUUUUUGGCCCCCAUGCCGGGGCCCCGGAUGGACUCCGCGGCGGUUUUCGUGAAAGACUCCAUCCUGGUGACGGGGGGCCAGGACGGCGAAGUGUUGAGCAGCACUUGUUUUUAUAAUCCGGAAACAAAUGAAUGGAGACAAGGGCCGUCAAUGGGGACUCCUCGCUACGGCCACAACCUUGUUGUCACAGCUCUCUAG